Messenger RNA from Xiphophorus couchianus (Monterrey platyfish), 6676 nucleotides. RefSeq names its product endoplasmic reticulum metallopeptidase 1 (gene ermp1). Gene Ontology annotation, biological process: proteolysis. NCBI's taxonomy places the organism in Eukaryota, Metazoa, Chordata, Actinopteri, Cyprinodontiformes, Poeciliidae. Bases 78 to 2747 code for a protein of 889 amino acids. The record is from RefSeq and is a predicted model, not a curated record. The transcript is spliced from 15 exons. Gene Ontology annotation, molecular function: metalloexopeptidase activity.
UUGUCCCACACUGCGAUCCGUCGGUCGUCCGAGCGAAACCGCUUCGGUGAGCUGCAGAUGAACGGCUGGUUGAGAAAAUGGAAAGCGACACGGCCGUCCGGAGAAUAAAACCCCCCGGGACUCCGCGCUACGGCGCGGAGGACGGAGAUGGAGCCUGUGGCCGGAACUGCGGGGAUAACGGCUACAGCGGCGACCCGAAGAGAAAGCCCGAAGUGAGGCUGCUCUUACUGCGGGAAGGACUGGCGGCUGCGCUGCUCUCUGGGUUUGUUUUGCUGCUGUGGGGACUCGUUCAUCUGUCGCUGCAGCAGCUUGUCAUCGGGAAGCCGAGCGGAGAGUUUAACGCGGAGAGAGCAAGGCGACACUUGGAGCAGAUCACCGGCGUCGGCCCUCGGCCCGUCGGCAGCCAGGAGAACGAGGUCCUGACGGUGGGCUACCUAUUGGAGCAGAUAGAGGACAUCCGGGCGAGGACGGCAGCGGGGCCUCACCAGGUCACCGUGGACGUCCAGCGCCCCACCGGUUCCUUCUCCAUUGACUUUCUAGGAGGCUUCACGAGUUUCUACGACCGCAUCACCAACAUCGCAGUGAAGCUUGAGCCCAAACAUGGAGCCCAGCACCUCAUGCUCGCCAACUGUCACUUUGACACCGUGGCCAACAGCCCAGGUGCCAGUGAUGAUGCGGUGAGCUGCGCUGUGAUGCUGGAAGUCCUCCACUCUCUGGCCAACCAGUCCACUCCUCUCCACCACGGCGUUGUCUUCCUCUUCAAUGGAGCCGAGGAAAAUGUCCUGCAGGCCAGUCAUGGUUUUAUUACCCAGCAUCCCUGGGCCAAACAAGUUCGUGCUUUCAUUAACUUGGAGGCUGCGGGCGUUGGCGGCAAGGAAGUUGUUUUCCAGACAGGGCCGGAGAACCCGUGGCUUGUCCAGGCUUACGUUCAUGCAGCCAAACACCCCUUCGCCUCGGUGGUCGGACAGGAGGUCUUUCAGAGUGGUGUCAUUCCCUCUGACACAGACUUCCGCAUUUAUAGGGACUUCGGAAACAUCCCAGGCAUCGAUCUUGCGUUCAUUGAAAACGGUUUUAUCUAUCACACCAAAUACGACACGGCCAACAGAAUACUGACAGACUCCAUCCAGAGAGCCGGUGACAACAUCUUGGCUGUUUUGAAGCACCUGGUAACGUCAGAGAAGCUGGCGGACUCCUCAGAGUAUCGCCAUGGGAACAUGGUGUUUUUUGACCUAUUGGGGGUGAUUGCCGUUGCCUAUCCAGCUCGCGUUGGCACCAUCAUCAACUACAUGGUUGCUGCAGCCACCUUCCUGUAUUUAGCCAAGAAGGCGUCUCUGCCCGGCAAUCGAGGUGGGCGUUAUGUUCGGGACCUGGCCUGUGCCACGGGUGUAGCGGUGCUGGGCUGGUUCGUCACUCUGCUGUUGGUGCUCAUUGUUGCUCUUCUGAUCACUCUGCUGGGACGCUCCAUGUUUUGGUACACUCACUUUUAUGCUGCCAUCUGCCUGUAUGGAGCUGCAGCCACCGGGAAAAUGAUUCUCAUCCACACACUGGCCAAAAACCUAUACUACGGAGGCGUCCGUCUGGUGGAGCUGGGCGAUCUGUAUUUUGAUGUGAGCUUGCUGCUCUGGUGCUGCAGCCUGGUGUGGCUCACCCAGCGGGGUCUGUGUUCAGCCUAUGUUCCCAUGCUGAUGGUGGCCUUCCCCCUGGUCACCAGGCUUCUGCUGACAAAGGAAUUUAAACACAGAGGAGCAUCACUGAAGUACAGCAGCCUGUAUCUUUUGGGCCUGGCGCUUCCCUAUCUCCACUUCAUGUUCCUCAUCUGGGUGGUGUUUGAGAUUUUCACCCCCAUCAUGGGCCGCAGCGGCACAGAGAUCCCCCCUGAGGUGGUGAUGGCCUCUUUGGUCACUUUGGCAAUCGUUUUCCUCUCCUCUUACUUUCUGCAUUUUGUCUAUUUGGUGAGGAGCACUAAGUGGAUCCUGGCAGCUCUGGGGUCGUUGUUCGUUGUUAUGUUCCUGUUGGUGUCCGCCGGCCUCUUCUUUCCUUACUCCGGGAAUCCAAACAGCCCCCGGCCAAAGAGGAUAUUCCUGCAGCAUACGACUCGGACCUUCUACAACCUGCAGGGCCAGGUGGAGAGCAGAGACUCUGGCAUCUGGAUCAACAGCUUCGACUUCACCGCAGUUCAGCACAUCACUCCUCAGAUCCCCGAGAUCAACGACAGCAUCCGAACCCGCUGCCGAGAGGACCGACCCUUCUGCGGUUACCCCUGGUUCCUGCCUGUGAAGUUCCUCAGCAGGAAGAACUGGUACCUUCCCGCCCCGGAAGUGUCUCCUGGUUCUCCGGUGGAUUUCAGCCUUAUGUCCAAGGAGGAGACGAGCUGGGGAACUGUCAAGAUGACUUUCAGUGUCAAAGGGCCCAGCCACAUGUCUCUGUAUCUGAUGCCUCACAGAGGAGCCAGUCUGUCCACCUGGUCUCUCGGUGACGGGACGCCUCAGUUUGACCUGAACGGAGAAUACUUUGUCUUCUAUUCCCACGGCCUCGAUGCCGCUAAAUGGACCUUUUGGUUUGAAAUACAGCCCCCCACAGAACCAGAUCCAGCCGGCCCUGAGGGGAUGAUCUCUGUUGCCAUAUCGACGCACUAUUUCUUCGGCGAAGACCGACGGACUGCUCAGCUGGAGGAAAUGCUCCGGAAGUUUCCCGUCUGGGCUUUCCCCUCAUCCUGGGUCAGUACCUACGACAUGUACCGGUACUGAGGACAUCGCUACUGAAACAGAGGAGCGGCGACGGCCCACUGAGACAGCUCAGAGAACCAAUCUGCUGCCUUAUACACUAAUACCCGCGCUGCGUGCCGCCCUGCCUGAGAGAGAGACCUCCAUCACUGUGUCGGCGGGCUGAGCGGCUGACUGAACAGCAUCGGCGCUCAGGCCACCACAAGCCUCGUGCUCUUUACUGGGUUAGUGAAACAAAGGAGUCUUAAUUUUGAUUUUUCUUCUUUCUUUUUUUUGUACUCAGCUGUGCCUUUGAUUUCCACACUCUCACUCUUCUUCCCUCACGUUUCGUCCCUCUCACACGCAAGCGCUGAUUCACAUCGCAUGUGUAAGCCGCUCUGUUUACCAGCAAACCUCCCGGGCUGCCGUCACACUAAACGUGCCUCUGGAUCGGCUGCAGAUGUCUGUACUGUCCUGACGGGGAGACGCAAACCUGCUCUCAUGUCAGCUUCUUUUUAUUAAAUGAAAAAAACAAAAGGAGUUAAUCGUGCACUCCAUCAAAUGUAUGUUGCAAAUCCCGACGACUAACCAUGAAACUGCUUAUUGUUCCUUCCUGUCCUGCAGAUUUAAAGCAAAAAACAUCCACAGGUUUAAAUGAGAAAUGUUAAUAUCUGCUCAAGCUUUUAAAAGGCGUGCAGCAAAAUCAUAAAGAACUGACCGAGGUGUCAGUGUUUCUAAAGGUUCACUAGAAAAGAUAUUCAGAUGAUGGAUUUAACAGAGGAAGAAAGAAAUGAAGAGAAUCCCUUCUUUGUUUCUAUUUUCUUUUAAAAUGUGCUCCUGGAGUCUUUCAGUAACAAAGCUCUCCUGUUCUGUUCCACACCGAAGUGAUGCUUAUUAACAUUUCAUCUUGCUUUAAUGUUACUUUUCUUAAAUCUGAUUAGCCUUCAUGGGGUCUGCAGCAGUUCCAGUGACUUUCUUUUCCUUAACUGGAUUUGUUUUGUUCCACUUGGUUGUUCUGUUGUCUCUUUCUGGCUCCAAAUGAAUCUAAGCAACGAGGAAGUUAUGCAUAUUAGUUAUAAUCUAAUUAAGUUCUUUAAUAGAAUGGCGAAAGUUUAGUGAGCUUCAUACAAAUUUGCACAUUUAAUUAGGAAACACUACAGCAAAAACAUUCUUUGUUUUAAUUUCAUUUCCUUUGCUCCUCACUAUUUUACCAUAAUUUGUUCACUAAUUUUAGAUUUGAUGGAUUGCAACUUUUAAUAAGUAGCUCCACAGUUAUUCAAGGUAAAAAAGUCAUUACUUAAAAUUUUUAUGUGGCAAAUUUUUCACUUUGUAGAUUCCUGAAAUUAAGAAAUUAAAUUAUAUUCCUUUUUAAUUUUAUCUUUCUAAAAAUGGCCGUAUAUUUUAUGGAACACAUAUAAUUCAGCGUAAUUGUUAGAUAGGAUCUGAUGCAUUUUGUUAAAAUCCACAAAUAUUAUAUGACUUGUCAUAGAGAAUAAAGAGCUUCUCUAUGACAAUAUUAUAUGACUUGUCAUAUAAUAUUUGACAUUUCUUUGUCAUGCAGAUUCAUUUUUUUUGCCGAGAAAGAUCUACAGGAUGUUUGUUGGCUUGUUUCAGCUCCUCAUCGAAAAUGACCGUAAACAUUCAUAUGCAAAUCUUAAAUCCUGUUGUUAAUUUGAAAUAACCUGCUGUGACCUGACCAUAAUUAAACUUUAGAGGACAUAAGGUGUGUGUGAAUGUAAACCAAAAAUCCACUGGUGCUGCUAAAGGAAGCCUGUACGAUGUUUUUGUUUAAGUUGUUUCUGUUUUAUCUAAUUGUGGAGGAUCAUCUGUCUGAACAACAACCCAGCUAUUAACAGCCGCUUUAACCUUGAGACAUAGUGAUCAACACCGUUAGUUAUUGAACCUGUUCUACAUUGAAUGUUAAUAUUUAGCUGGUGAUUUUAUAGAGAUAUAAACUAAAUGAUCUGAAUCUCAUCAAGUCCUGCAUUCAUAGAGAUCAUGCACUGAUCUGUUGCCUCCACCUUUGGUGUAAUUGAGGUGGAUUCGAGCUGAAACUUUGGGAAAUGUGAUUUAUUUUUGUUCAUUUAGCUGCUUUCAUGCAGAAUAGAUGGCAGGACAGAAGGAGGCCUUAAGUUUUCUGCUUUCAAAGGAGGCACAGAAAGUUUUAGAGAUUCUAGUUGGUCUGCAAAUCUUGGAGAUUAAAAUCUCUCCCCUAAGUUCAUGUUGAAGUUGUUUUGCCUGCAACACAUGGCAUUCUGCAGCAGAUUGAGUUUAUUCUAUUAUUUGAGGAAUGGAAACAACAAAUUAAUAAAUUUUGAUGGUUUAUAGAAACGUAAUGAGAUGUGCUUAAAAGUUUUACCCAGCUGCUCUGGAACAGUUAAAGCUCUGUUCUUCCCCUCAUCAUAACAAAGUCCUGAAACAUACUAACAAACUUACCUAAAUUCAUUAUCAGUAUUUCAGUUUUUUUGUUUUAAUGAUUUCAUGAAUUUUGGGCAUACACCCUACUAAUAUUUGGACAAAUCUCUUGUGUUUUACCACUAUCAUUUGGCAUUUGGCUCAAUUCUGUCUGCAUUCUUGACUACUAUUCUUGGCUGAAAUAGGUAAAGUGUACAAUUUCCUGGCUUUUAAGUAAAUCCGUUGUCACCAGGAAUCGCUGCACAUCCAUUCCAGAAGCAUUGAUGUAAGUUUGGGAUGAUUUUCCAGCUGCAACAUGGAGCUGUGCCCAUUUUUCAAUGAUCUAACCCAAACUGUCCUCUUCAGAUGAAGGGGAAUUGGCUAAAAGAAAGUGGAAGCUUCUGGAACGCCAUUGUCAAUGUCUAAAGUUUAAACAAGUUGAACAUUAGCAUAGAAAAAGACAAGAAAGAUCCUGCUUCAAAGGCUCCUUUCUUUGCACCAUUCUGCCAUGAUGCUGCCACCACCAUAAUCCUCAACACACGUUGAAACUGAUUUCAUGCCCCACAUAGGUAGAGGUAAUCCUGUUCUAAAUGACAUUCACUAUUUCAUAUGAGAAGACAUUCAAACAUUAGUUGUAUGUUGUGUAAUCGGGUCACUUUGUGGGAAAAACAAACUAAAAUAGACAAUUAAAAUACCCAAAUGAGGUUGAUUUGUCAACGUUGGGGUUAUCCUCUGAUCAGUCGGAAACACCUUCUGAUAUUUGACGUCUUGGGUAACAUUACAACUUUCUCCUUGUGACCAUCUAUUGUGUUAAAAUUAGACGCCAGAUGUGAUGUAGGUGGACUUAAACGGCAAACAUCUACUAAUUUAGUUAAUAGUUUAAGUCCAUAUGCAGUAUUAAAGAAAAAAAAUCUACUGAAAGUCAAUAUUUUUCUAGACCUAGUUGAGAUUUGAAAGCAUAAACAAGCUGUUAAAUAAAUCAUUCCUUUAUUUUCUGUGAACAUAUUCAGAGGUCCAGAGUAUUUCAAGGUGUUUUGAUAUUAAAUACGAGAAUGUUAGACAUGAAAGUUGUGACAUUUCCUCCUCCUGUGCUGCUGAUGCUCCCACUGUUUGACCACAGCUGCUCACAAGCCUUGUGCAAGACGAAUGAAAAGGUUUCCUUGAGAAAUUGAACUUUAAAAUUUGAGCCGAUGAGGUAAUAAAACUGACCAAGCACUGAGUCUGUGUGUGUUGUAUUCUGCACAACCUCACACUUGGAUGUAGCUUUAUUGUCAUCGUUGAGAAAUCAACUGUACUCACUGAAAUGUCUUAAUGUCACUGAUUUCAAGACUUUUUUUUGUUACCUAAAUUGUUCACUCAUGUUUGUUUUUUUUUUUUUUAAUGUUCUGAACGUUAACAGGAAGAUGGGUCAUUUUCAUCACCAAUAAGACAAAUGUUAGUCUUAUCAGUCAGCGGUGAUGUUUUGUGGGACUGAUCUGGUUAACUGGGUUUCUAUCUGUUGAGAAGAUGAGAUUUUACAAUAUGCAAAAUGGUUGAACUAAAGUAGCACUUGUACAGAAAUUAAAAUGCUUCUAACUUUG